Messenger RNA from Exophiala oligosperma, 1897 nucleotides. RefSeq lists its product as uncharacterized. Bases 175 to 1242 code for a protein of 355 amino acids. The transcript is spliced from 2 exons. Gene Ontology annotation, molecular function: phosphatidate phosphatase activity. Lineage: Eukaryota; Fungi; Ascomycota; Eurotiomycetes; Chaetothyriales; Herpotrichiellaceae. The record is from RefSeq and is a predicted model, not a curated record. Gene Ontology annotation, biological process: phospholipid metabolic process.
UCAUCCUUUCAUACUCAGACUCGAUACGAGUUGCGAGUACCCGACGUGAACCUGUUCGCAUUUGGCGAGAUUCGGCAGAAUUUCAAUAGAUCGAGUUCGACUUGUACGGUUUUCUCACUCCUCGUUUCUCGAAAAUCCGACUUUGUCCCCAACCUUGGGUGUGCUCCAUACAGUAUGACGGCUGCCAACUUCUCGGUCUGGUUUUCAUACAUUCUCGAUUGGGGUGUGGUUGUCGUGGUAGCUGCUACCGGCGGCGUCUUGAACUAUAUCGAUGGCUUUCACAGACCGUUCUCAAUCACCGACACCGCCAUCGCGUAUCCAAACAGGCCAGACAUCGUGUCAUUACCGGUCUUAAUCAUUGUCGCCCUUGUUCUUCCCGCUACUAUCAUCGCGCUUUUGAACCUCCUCACUCUUCCAGUCUUCCAACCUGCUUCUCGACCGCACCGCUUUCGCAAAACCCUCUGGGAAAUUCACGUGGGAUGGCUUGGUCUCUGUGCAGGCCUAGCCAUCACACUGUUUGUAACGUCAGGCUUGAAGGAUAUGGUGGGAAAGCCUCGCCCACACCUUCUUGCAGUGUGCCAGCCAGAUACGUCUCGGAUCUCUGAGUUCAUUGUCGGCGGCUUCGGAGUCUCCCUAGACUCUGAAGCCCAGGCCCUCGUGACUUCGGGCAUCUGCCAACAAUCUGACAAGCGACGACUCGAUGAUGGCUUCGCCGCCUUUCCGUCCGGCCAUUCUUCUUUCUCAACAGCCGGAAUGGUCUACCUCAGCUUGUGGCUGUGUGCGCGGUUUUCCCUGACGAUCCCCUACCUCGACCUAUCCAUCGAUCCACUUAGGCAAGGAAGUGGGAAGAGACAGAUGAUCGCGUCUGCACGGAGCAGACAAGCGGCCCCCCCGCUAUGGCAGUUUGCGCUCGCAUUUGCGCCCAUUGUGGCGGCUCUGUUCAUCUGCUCCAGCAGAUAUGCCGACUUUCACCACGCCGGCUUUGACAUUAUUUUUGGCGCUGUUAUUGGAUCGGUCUUUGGAUGGGCUAGUUUUAGGUUCUACCACCUACCUGUACGCAGAGGGCACGGCUUGCUCACUUGGGGUCCGAGAGCAAGGCGCCAUGCUUUGAUUCGGUUCAAGGAAGAGGACGAACCUGCCGAGGAAGGAAGAGGAGCUUUUGACUACGAACUAGGUUCCUAUAGCUCCGGCACUGCAGGAAGACAACAAACGAGCUCGUCUAGUCAUCCCAUUCUACCAUAGCAGAGGGGACUAAUAGACGGCCGGGUGGGCCUCUAGAAGUGGCCAAACGUCGUUCAUUCCUCCUGCAUAGCAAGUGAAAGGGUGAAAAGGCGGUGAUGCAAGGGCGAGCUUUGGUUCAUGUUCGCAGGAAUCCUUCGCCCGGGGGUUCUCCACGCCAAGGUUUAUCGGCAUUUUGAUGUUGAGUACUCCGUAUACCUCUCGCCGAUGUUCCUAUCAUGGGCUGGCCUCUAACAGCCAUACAUGUACCAGGGGCAAGGGACAAGCUGUAGCCUUUUGAUCGUGCCACAAGCAAACGUGUAAGAAAUAUGCUGAUGACGGGCCAACAAGGUUAAUGAGGUCCUCAUGGACGGCACGGUUUGGGUAUGGCAACACAGACGAUCAAGACUAUCUUAAAAGGCCUGCCACCGAAACAAUGAAAGCAUAGGACCUCCGUUGCGUCGGGGCAAACACCCACGUACUGUGCGCCCGACCGAGUCGAACCGUUUGAUGAGGUGGCUCAAGACUCUCUACUUGUACCUUACAAAAGUCAACUGCGAUGGCCCAGGUGUUUUCGAGGUGCACACCGAGGAUGGUGCGACAAAGGGGCAAGGCGAAUUCACUUUGGUGGAAAGAGGUGUGAUCGUUAGCCCCAGUGUUACAAUGCGGCAAAUCAGAC